UUAUUUAAUAUGUUUAAUUGCAAGUGCUUACUGAAGUAAAGUACAAAUAAAAUGUACAAUAUUUUUAUCACAUACAAGUGGAUAAUAAAUAAUAAUAAUAAUAAUAUAAAAUUGUCAAAAGUACUUGAAAAAAUGUGCAAGAAAUUAUUAUCAACGAAUAGAUAGUGUCAGGUCGAGGAUAAUAUGUGACAUUUGAAAAAAAAAAUGUCACAGCAACGUUAUAUGAAUAUUAAACAUGAAAAAAACUUUAAAUGCAAUGUUGGCCUAAAAGUAAGGACCUGGUACUUGGGUAUCCUAGGUUUCUUGAUCGCUUCGUUAAUAAUAAUAAAUAAUUUUAUUACCAAUCAAUUUAAUAGUAGUAGCAUCGAUCAUUUUGCCAAUGUUUCGAUACAAGAUAAUUUUAUAGAAAGAGAACAACGAAAAAUUAGUAUAGUAACAAAUACAGUGUUGGGAUUUAUUGUUCAUAAACAAGGAUGUCAAAUAGCAGAGCUUGAUCCAUUCAACGAAUUUGCGAAACAUUUUAUGGAAACAGAGAAUCCGUUGGAAUGUGAAUUUGGAAAUCAAUUGCCUCUUGUUGAGUCUAAUGAUACGGCUAUAUUUAUAAAUCCAGAUACUCACAAUCAGUAUUAUAAUGAAACAGAAACCGCCGAUUGUUGUUGGCGGAUUUUCGAACGUAAAAAACAUCAAGAUAAUUUUGUAAAAUAUGAUCCAUUGUGUCAAAAAUUUAAUAGCUCAACAACUAUAACAGCAGAAUUCAUAAAAGUUGAAUGUUUUAAAAAUAGUAAACAAAUAUAUCGUGACUAUCAUUUUUUUGUACCUCGAAAACCUAAUGUUGAAGAAAGAUGCCAUGUUGCUGAAAAAAAACGAAAAGAAGAAAGAAAAAAAGACGAAACGGAAAAAGAUGAUAACAACAAUGAAAAUCAUUUAAGCAUUUUAAUUCUUGGAUUAGAUUCAGUAUCACGAAUGAAUUUUCACCGUAUGAUGCCAAAAACUAUCGAAACUCUUAAGUCAAUGGGUGCCAUUGAAAUGAUGGGUUAUAACAAAAUUGGGGAUAAUACUUAUCCAAAUCUCGUAUCAGUUUUAAGUGGAUUGUCAGAAAAAGAGUUUCGAUCAAAUUGUUGGAACAAUUCAAAAUUACCAUUUGAUAAAUGUCCAUUGAUAUGGAAAAAUUUCAGUAAAUCAGGAUAUCGAACGAUAUUUGCUGAAGAUGCAUGUGCAAUGACAACAUUUAAUUAUCUUAAGCCAGGAUUCCGAAAUCAACCAACAGAUUAUUACUUCCGACCGUAUUGCGUAGCAGCAGAAUCCGAUAUAGGUAAUACGCACAAACUUAAUGCGGAUUUAUGUGUUGGCACACGCAAAACAUUUGAUAAUUUAUUGAACUACACUAAAAAAGUAGUUAAAGAAUUUAAUGGUGAUCGUUAUUUUGCAUUUUUUUGGGAAGCUAGUUUGACUCAUGAUUUUUUUAACUACCCGCAAUUGGGUGAUCUUCCUUACAGCGAAUCAAUUAGUUAUCUAAAUAAUCAAGGUUUCCUUAAUAAUACGGCACUUAUCGUAAUGAGUGAUCAUGGAAUGCGAUGGGGUGAAUUUCGACAGACUUAUCAAGGAAGAAUUGAAGGUAGUCUUCCUCUAAUGUUUAUUAUUUUACCAGAAUGGUGGAAGAAAAAAUUUCCAUUAGCAGUAAAUAAUUUACAACAAAAUACUGUCAGUUUAACUACUCCGUAUGAUUUUCAUGAAACACUAAUGGAUUUUUUGUACCCCGAAAAUCUAACCAAUCAAUUUAUUGUUAGCCGUAUUAAAAAUAUGCUAAAUGAUAAAAAUAAUUCAUCAUUUCCACGUGGUAUAAGUUGGUUUUUAACAAUACCUGAUGAACGUAAUUGCUCAACGGCGGGAAUACCUGGACAUUGGUGUAUGUGUCAUAAAAGUACUAAUAUCUCACACGAUGAUUCUGCUGUAAAGAAUGCUACUGAUUUCAUAAUCAAUGAAUUAAAUACAAUGAUUAAAAAGUAUCCACAGUGCUCAUUAUUGAAGUUAAGUAAAGUUAUUGAUGCUAAAGUAUGGAGUGCUCAUGGUGAAGAAAAAGACAAAGAUGAAGAGAGAUCGCUAGUACCAUGGAUUGAUUAUACAAUAGCUAUUAAAACCAUACCGAGCAAUGCAAUAUUUGAGGCAACAGUGAGACACGAUAAUACGGGUAAUAGUACGAUAGUGGGUUCUAUUGGCAGACUCAAUUCAUACGGUAAACAAAGUACUUGUGUUGAUGAUUUUAACAUGCGGUUAUACUGUUACUGCGGUUAAGAAAUUCAAUUUUUUUAACUCUACACAUCAUUCAAAUUCAAUGGAUAUAUUUUAUAGUAUCGUUACUAUUCAUUAUUAUACUUAUUGAAUCGUUUAGAAAAAUUUAUUUUUUAAUCUAUGUCUGAUAUUCAAUUUCAUUCAAUUAUUUAUUUAUUUAUUUAUGCAAUUACUUAACAAUCUAUUAUUUUCAACGCUGUUAAUAUUUAUUUUUAUUCAAUCAUAUUCAUACUUGGUUAAAUUAAAAAAAUAGAAGACACAAUAAUGUAAUAGUAUGGUUUCAAGAGGACUAUUUAAUUUAUUAUGAUUAUUACAUCAUAAUCCACUACAGAUAGAAAUAUUUUCUAUAAACUUGAUCGACUUUAAUUGGUGCUAUUUCCACAGUUGAAUUUUCUUUAUAAUUACCACGAUAAAAUCAAUUUUUUUUAUUGUUAGUUUUUAAAAUAUCUCAGUUGAAAAUAUUAAAAUUUUUACCAGUUGCAUGACGAUAUGACGCAAAAAAUUCUUAAAUA
Molecule: messenger RNA, 2801 nt
Organism: Cotesia glomerata
Lineage: Eukaryota; Metazoa; Arthropoda; Insecta; Hymenoptera; Braconidae
Exons: 5
Coding region: 205-2292 (695 amino acids)
Source: RefSeq, a predicted model, not a curated record